ACACCCUGAGAUCUCUCCCUGAGGGGACCUCCGUUUCCACAUCUGCAGCUUUCUGGUCCUAAGACCACCAGUACACACAGAGUUUUUGGGGGGAGUCCGUGACUCAGGCAACCCCAGUCACGGAUAAGGGGACAGGAUCAGGAGGUCUAGCAGAGGGGUGGAGGGAAGGCCCCAGAAAAGAGUUAAGGGAGGGAGGGGCUGCCUAACGAAGAAAGCCAUGGUGGGGCUGAGGUGAGACUCCGGGGUCUGGGGUCAGGGGUAGGGCCAGUGAUCAGGAGCGGCCCCAGCAUAGGGAGGGUUAAGCAUCCUCCCGGUUCCCACCCCACUCUGGGCCCCUCCCCUGUGUUUGCGUCCUCCCAAAACUAUUUGGCCUCCAGCUGGCCUCCAUUCUAUAUCCUGCCCCUCCCCCUUGAGUUAGCCUGGGGGAAGAAGGGGGUGCUGGGGCCAGGGUUCCCAGGACUGGGAAGGAGCCCGCAGGCUCAGAGUGCUGAGGGAGAAGCAGACCUGGAGAGGCUGAGGGCCGGGGGGACCGACGCGACGCCAUGUGGCAGCUGCUGAUGCCGCUGGCCCUGUGGCUGGGCGCAGUGGGCCUGGGCAGAGCCGAGCUCACGGCAGCACAGCAGCGCGGCCUGCAGGUGGCCCUGGAAGAGUUCCACAAGCACCCGCCUGUCCAGUGGGCCUUCAGGGAGACCGGCGUGGACAGCGCCACGGAAACGCCCUUCCCUGCAGGGACCUUUGUGAGGCUGGAAUUUAAGCUCCAGCAGACCAGCUGCCGGAAGAAGGACUGGAAAAAAGCGGAGUGCAAAAUCAAGCCCAACGGGAGGAAGCGGAAAUGCCUGGCCUGCAUCAAACUGAACUCUGCAGAUAAAGUCCUCGGCCGGAUGGUCCACUGCCCCAUACACACGCAGGCUCUCCGGCAGGAGCCCGAGGAGCACCAGGAGGCUCAGUGCGGCAGGGUGGAGCGCGCGGGCGAGGACCCCCACAGCUACUACUUCCCAGGACAGUUUGCCUUCUUCAAGGCCCUGCCCCCGAGCUGAGGCCCGACAGUAGAUGAAUUCUGUCCUGCUUCCCGGACAGCUGCAGGAGCUGGCCAGUGCAACACCGACCUGCUGUCCCCGAGCCCAGGGAGUACGAGCCCAGUAUCCCCGAGCCAAUAAACUGCUCUCCCAGA
Messenger RNA from Enhydra lutris kenyoni (northern sea otter), 1171 nucleotides. RefSeq names its product retinoic acid receptor responder 2. Gene Ontology annotation, molecular function: signaling receptor binding. Gene Ontology annotation, biological process: regulation of lipid catabolic process; inflammatory response. The record is from RefSeq and is a predicted model, not a curated record. NCBI's taxonomy places the organism in Eukaryota, Metazoa, Chordata, Mammalia, Carnivora, Mustelidae. The transcript has 6 exons. Bases 543 to 1037 code for a protein of 164 amino acids.